AGUGUCAUUUUUACGAAGGACCUUAGAAACGGAGGUCACUCAAUGACGUCAUUGGUGACCGACUUUCCCAAAAUUCAUCGAAGCGCGAAAUCAAAACAAACCAGACGGUAGGCUAGCGCGAAUGAAAAUAUAGUACCAACAAUGAUGGACAAUGGAGAUGAUUUCACUUCUUCCUCAUCGGAAGAGGGAGACCCUGACCUUGGCUGUGGUCCAUAUUUAUAUGAGCCUUGUUAUGAACAAGAACAAAACAGAGAAGAAGAUGAUGAUCACGAAUCCGAAGAGCCAAACCGACUUUUGAAUAUGCACUGGUGUACGUGUACCAAUUGUAAAAUUAUGACAACGACAAAAGAAUCUAAAUGCUGCAAUGAGAUACCAAUCAUUGUAUCAAAAAUGGAAAAGGUCGGCAUGGCAGGCCAAUGCAUCACUACCCACCCUGGUUUUACAAGCAUUUGCUUAAAUGAGUGGGUACUUCAGAUAUCUUUCUUGUCUUACCGACAGCAAUAUGGUGACAGGGCUGUGGUUCCACAUUCUAAGGAGGAGAAGUAUAGAUACAUCGCCUACAGAAAUCUUGUGCGGAGCUGCUGGGGAUUUUUAGGAAGAGAAAAUCGUGUGAUUUUGCCAGCUUGUGUUGUUACAGCUAUUCGACAACAUUUUCCUAGCCCUCAAGAUGAGGGAUAUACAGGCUUUAAACUUGGAAAAUUAGAGGAAAUUUAAAUCUUGUAUGAUUAUUAAAUAUUUUAAUUAGGGGCCUAGGCCUACUUAAUGAAAUCUGAAAAGGCCGGCCUUUUCGCAAGUAAAUACUAAACUAAAAAAGGUAGCGAGAUGCAUUCUCUACUAACUCAUAGGCCUGCCCAGACUACAUACAGUGUCAUUCACUUAUUCUUUAAUGUUGUUCAUGGAUUGUUUAUUAAUUAUUGAAAUAUCGUUGUUUGUAACUUGUUUAUAUAACGUGUUACCUUACAACUGUUGUAUUUAAUAAUAAUUCUAAUAUGUUAUAUGGACAUACAUGCCUACUACACUUACUCCAUAUGCACUUACAUCUCGAUAUACAUACUGUACAAUCAUUUUAAAUAAACUAGCUACAGU
Molecule: messenger RNA, 1086 nt
Organism: Anneissia japonica
Lineage: Eukaryota; Metazoa; Echinodermata; Crinoidea; Comatulida; Comatulidae
Exons: 3
Coding region: 142-714 (190 amino acids)
Source: RefSeq, a predicted model, not a curated record